AUGGCGAAGACUAAGCCAGCAAAUAAAAAGGACAAUAAACGCGACAAAUCUGCCCUCAAUCAUACCUCCGCAAAAUCUACAAAAGCCUCUUCACCGCCCGCAAGUUCAAUGGAUUUACUACUAAAAGCAACAAAAUGUCUGCAGGAAGGCGACAUUGAAGGCGCCGUGCCAUUUGCCAAGAAAGCAUUGAGCUUGGUCGAUGUACAGGCGGUUGAAGCUCUCCCAGUCUUAAAUUUAUUGGGAGAAGUUCAUGUGGAAUUGGGAGAUAUCGAUUCGGCGAGACAGUUUUUUAUGCAAGCAGCUGGAAUAGAUGAGGAUGGGGAAUUGAGCGAGGAUGUUGGAGGUGGAGCGGAGAAAUUCUUGUGGUUGGCACAGCUGAGUGAGGAGGGUGGGGAGGAUAGUGUUGGAUGGUAUGAGAAGGGAGCUGUUAGUUUGAAGGUACAAAUUGGGGCUUUGUUAGAGAAGAUGGAAAAAAACAAGUUGGAUGAAGCAGGACUUGCUACUCUAGAGGAGAAGAGGAGGAAAUUGGCAGUGGCACUUUGUGGAGUUAUCGAGGUUUAUAUGACGGAUCUAUCAUGGGAAGAGGAUGCGGAACAGAAGUGCGAGGCAUUAGUCACAGAGGCUACUAUGGUCGCACCAAACUAUUCUGAGCCAUGGCAGACAUUGGCAAAUGUCAGGAUAUCACAAUUGAGGAUGGAAGAUGCGCAAGCAGCAUUGAAGAGGAGUUUAGACAUUUGGAAAGAUUUACCUCCUGAGAAUGACGCCGUCCCGGAUUUCCCUACGAAAGUUAGUCUGGCGAGAUUAUUGAUGGAGGCGGAUAUGGACACUGAGGCUAUCGAAGUACUGGAACGUUUAGUGGGUGAGGAUGAUACCAGUGUUGAGGUCUGGUACUUGGGCGGUUGGGGAUUAUACAUUAUGGGAGAGAAACAAAAGAAUGGAGAGAACGCACAACAAGAAAUCAAUGGCGAAGGCGAGGGCGAUGGGGAAAACUGGAAAGUUUCGUGGAUUUCAAGUCAACAGUGGCUGAACCAUUGUCUUCGACUCUUCGAGCAACAAGAUUAUGAAGAUGAACGCCUUGGUGCUCACGCUCAAGAGCUUAUUUCGAUUUUGAAUACUGAGUUAGGAGAGGAGGCCGCAAACGCUGAAGUUGAAGAGGAUGGAGUAGGCUGGGAGGAGGACAGUGAUGAAGACGAAGAAAUGGCCUAA
Messenger RNA from Sclerotinia borealis F-4128, 1206 nucleotides. Lineage: Eukaryota; Fungi; Ascomycota; Leotiomycetes; Helotiales; Sclerotiniaceae. The record is from the annotation of a GenBank genome assembly.